Molecule: messenger RNA, 9006 nt
Organism: Astyanax mexicanus (Mexican tetra)
Lineage: Eukaryota; Metazoa; Chordata; Actinopteri; Characiformes; Acestrorhamphidae
Gene: ikzf2
Product: IKAROS family zinc finger 2
Exons: 8
Coding region: 821-2305 (494 amino acids)
Biological process (GO): regulation of transcription by RNA polymerase II
Molecular function (GO): DNA-binding transcription factor activity; RNA polymerase II cis-regulatory region sequence-specific DNA binding
Source: RefSeq, a predicted model, not a curated record
AGAAAAAAAAAACAGUGAAAAACCCUACUUUUUUUUGAAGAGUGUAGAAUGAAAGGCAAACAUAAUUUGUAGUUUAUUAUGUUGAAAAGUGAUUAAACAUUGAUCCAACCUUAAUCUAAUUUUGAGUCAGUAAAUGUUGUAAAGUUAGUUGGCUGACUGAUGUUUUGAUAUCUCAUUGUAUCUCAUUGGUGGAGAGUGUCUGAUGGCCCUGAUGGCCAGAGUUGGUGCUAGUGGUUGGACUGGACUAAAGUCCAAGAGUAUUGUUAUAUUUAAUGUGUUUUUAAGGGCUCAUUUUGGGCUUUUUUGUGUGGAUCUAAGAAGUUUUGAAGGUUCUAGUCCCCUUAAAAAAGGAGGCUGUUCCUAUUUCCUUAUUUAUGGCUAAUUCCGAAGGAACCGGUGGAUCCAGUUCAGAGCCCUUUCACUCUCGUCUCGCUCACCUCCCAGAACCUGCUCCCAUUAACCGUCCAGUCCGGCUGAGGAGCACUUCUCUGGUUUCCAGUGGAGCUCCAGUCCGUGUGGUGCAGAGUGGAAAAGCUGACAGGCUUUAUACGGAGGGAAGUGGGCAUUGACGCUGUCUUACUCUCUCUCUCUCUCUCUUACUCUCUCUCUCUCUCUCUCUCUCUCUUUCCUCCACUUGUGUGCACUUGUGGCCAAUGCGCCCUCCUCAAGAGUCCCAAAGACUCCAGCAGCUCAUAGGAUCAGGGUACGACUUACGUUUUUGGACAGCCGAAAGAUCGGACAGAUACUUUCCCUCCUUUUUUUGGGACCUUCACACAAGGGGGGAGACCCACGACCAAAGCUCUUCCCCCACAUCACGGACAUGGAGGCGACAGAUGGCUAUCUAGCAAGUAACGGCGACUGCUCUCCUAGGAAGGAAAACUCGAGAAUGCUGGUGGACCUGUCGCUCAACGCACCCAACGGCCAGCAUUCCCAAAGCCCCAGCUCUCCAGCCCCUCAUACAAUCAAGCAGGAGGAAGUCACUGAGGAGGAAGCAGAGAAGAGAGCAGCUGGUCCAGAUGAGACUGGCCACAGCGGUGAGGAGGGGUCAGUACUGGAGGAGCCAAUGAUUGACAGUCCCAACAACCUACAGGACGUUGGACCAGGAUCAGAGGGGUCGGCAGACACAGGAGUACGAUUACCCUCGGGUGACCGUCCAUUCCAGUGCAACCAGUGUGGAGUUUCCUUCACCCAGAAGGGGAACCUGCUCAGACACAUUAAACUGCACACGGGUGAGAAGCCCUUUAAAUGCCCCUUCUGCAGCUACGCCUGCCGCCGACGCGACGCCCUCACCGGACACCUCCGCACUCACUCCGUGGGUAAACCGCACAAGUGUAACUACUGUGGACGGAGCUACAAACAGCGCACGUCAUUGGAGGAGCACAAAGAGAGGUGCCAUCAUUACUUGCAGAGCCUUGGCAUGGACUCCGCCCCCAACCCAGGCCCAUUUGCAGGAGAGGUUCCUAAAGAGCCGAUGAGAGAGCCGCCGGGCGCCGUGCCGUUCGAGAGACCGCCGGUCAUCGAGAGGCUGCAGGCCAGUGUGGCCAAGAGGAAGAGCACCACGCCUCAGAAGUUUGUGGGGGAGAAGAUGAUGCGCUUCUCCUACCCUGAGAUGAACUACGACGUGAACCUGAAGGAGGCUGAGAUGAUGCAGGCGCAUAUCAUGGACCAGGCGCUCAGUAACGCUAUAACCUACCUGGGCGACAACAUGCGACCUGUGGUGCAUCACCCUCCGCUCACCAUGGCCGAGGUCGUUCCGAUGGUGAACCCACUGUUUCACCCCAUGUACCCCAUCGGCCCGCGACUUGACCGGCCUAGCAGCCGCGAAGCUCUCUCCAUGCACCAGCCACCCCCACCCACGGAGUUCCCUCCCCCCACCAACGGCGCCAUCUCUCUGGUGAGGCCCAAGAACCCCCAGGUGGUGCGUGAAGGCUCCCCCAGCAACACCAGCGGCCAGGAUUCGGCUGAUUCGGCCCGCAGCAGCCCUCAGGAGAAGCUGGUCAACAACAGGUUGGUUCGGGUCAGUCCGGGUCACUUCACGCCGCGAGACGACCCCCGGGGGGCCGAUCCUGGACGUCAGGUGGGCCGGGACGGAGGGGUCCGCGUUUUUGGCCGCGAGGGGCAGGAGCUAAGGGCGUUCCAGUGCGAGCACUGCCGAGUGCUGUUCCUCGACCACGUCAUGUACACCAUCCACAUGGGGUGCCACGGUUACAGGGACCCGCUGGAGUGCAACAUCUGCGGCCACUGCAGCAAGGAUCGCUACGAGUUCUCCUCGCACAUCGUCCGCGGAGUGCACACCUUCCGUUAGAGGAGAUCCGGACACUCCCCGCCCACCCGCGAGCGGAUAGUGGUGGUCCAGGGUUGUGCCCCUGGGACGUCAGCAAACGGUGUGGAAACGUCUCAGGAGACGUGCCGGAAGGGAAGGCAGCUGUAAGCGUCAUGUCGGCAGCAUUUAGCAAUUAUAUGAAGGUUUAGGUCCAACAGUGAACCCCUUAAAAUCCAGGCUUAUUGUUCAGUUAUGAAUCAUAAACGGUGAUUUCUUAGAUUUUUCUAACUUUCUGCAUAACCUUUGAGUGGACUCCAAAGUCUUUGAGUGGUUUGAAUUGUUACGCUUUGUUAGAAACUGUUAAACAUGGUGGUGGAUGGAACUAAUGGAACCGCUUAAAGCUACAUCACAAUCUAAUGCCUAAUCUAAGUCACUGGAUUAGGCUAAGGCAUAUUUUUCUAACAAAAUGUAAUGUUUUAAAAUCUGUUUAAGGCAAAGAGAUACAUUCAGGGUGUUAAAAGGCAAAAUAGGCUGCAAAGAUAAAAAAAAAAGGAAAUUUCAUAUUGCAACGUUAACGUUGCAUAUUAAACUCAGGAGACACAUGUCAUAUUGAGUAAAACAUAGUAUAAGGCAGUAUAGGGGAUAUAGGAUAGUAUAUAAAGUUAGGACAGAAAAAUAUUAUAGUAUAAUAUAAUAUAGUAUAAUAAAUAUUAAAUAGCGUAUAGUAGUAAAGAGAGAGAAUAUGGAAAACAGGAUAGUAUAGGGCAGUGUAGAGAGUAUGGAGAAUUCACUCUAUGAUAGUAUAGGGUAGUACAGUGAGUAUAGCAUAGUAAAGGUUAAGUUUAGGGCACUUUAGAGCAAAUGCAGUAGUGUAGGGUGAGAUAUGAAGUAAAGAUUGGAGUAUAGGACAGUAUAGGGAGUAUAGCAUAGUAUAGGACAGUAUAGGGAGUACAGAGUAGAGGGAAAACAUUUGUCUUAAACAUAUGUCAAGCAAUAAGAAUAAAAUUAAUGAAAUAACGCUCCACAGGUGCUUAUGACUUGAUGCAUCAUCAUUAUGUAACAUUGCAAAAAAUAUUAAUUUGCAAUAUAUUGCAAAAAAAAAAUAUGUAUAUAUAUAUUUAUUUGUAGAAAUGCACAGAAACUUAGUGGAUGGAAAACCUGCUACUGUGACCCCUGAAAUUCUUUCACCAUCAUCACCACAUUAAAAAAAAUAAAAUAAAAUAAAAUAAGCCGCUAACAGUUUCUCCACAGCGAACCGUUUCACUCCACUCUGCAGUUUGACUUUAUCUACAUCUCAACCCCUAAAUUAUGCACAGGUUUAUAGAGAAAUCUGGGGACUUCCCCUCUUUUUUUUUAUUGUUACAACUUCAUGAUCUUCAUCAUCAUUAUAAUUAAUAGCGACUACUAUGAAUUUUCUUUUUUAGUAACUACAGUCAAACCAGCUCACGUAACAUAACAAGUUUGCAGUGCAAGUCUGGAGUUUAAGGGGGUAUUAUAUAUAUAUAUAUAUAUGAACAAAUAGAUUUAAAGAUAUAUAGAUAUAUAUUUUAAUUAAAGUUUUGAAGGUCAUAUGUUUGGGUGAGGGUACACGAGAGUGUGUGUGUGUCUGUGUGUGCAUGAUGUGAAUGAUAAGUUUAAUUAUAAGGUUUUUUUUUUUUUUUUUUUUUUUUUUCUUUGCAUAAAAACACACACACACACUCACUCUUUUAUUAUUAUUUUUUUUUAUUAUUAUUAUUUUUUGUUCUCUCUACUGCAGCAUUCAAACCAGAGCAGCUAUAUUUCCUGUAAAGUAAAAAAAAAAUGAAGGUUUUCUUUUCUCUUUGUCUUAUUCUUUUGUUCCCCCUAGCGAAUAGUUUUAAGCGUCUGGCCAUCAUUCCUGUUGAUUGGACUUAUUGUACAUUAUUUGCAGGACUGGUGCAGUUUUCAUGGAUGACGCCACAUGGAUGAGUGUGUUCUCAUCCAUGUGAUGUUGAAUGGGGGACCAUCAGGGGAAUAUGGACGAAAAUGUUCAAUCAGAAAUGUGUAAUCUUAAAAGCUUUAUUUUGUUAAUUUUCUUUGCUGCUGUGGUUUCUCAGUGCCUUGCCGAUGUUCGGAAUGAUCGAUAAUGAUGAUUUAGCUGUACCGUGCAAUCUGGACCGUGGUAUAGGGGACUAUGGCCAUUGCACACAGUGUCCAGGACAUGCAGUCGAAAGGGAAUACAGUAAAGCUUAGCAUUAGAAGUUUAAGAUGUCUCUAAAUCCAGAUUUUCUUUAUGUAAAUGUGAGUAUGUGCAGGUUCACACUCAUACCCAUGCUUGUGGUGCUUGUACUAUCAGGGCUCCAUGUGAUGGCACUGUCUUGUAGCCAUGAAACCACAUUAAAAGGCAGCCAGGCAGCGAUGGUACGCGAGGAGCUGAUGACAAUCUGGAUAAAAACACUCCUACGGUUUGAUGUAGGGCAGUUUUUUCUCUUCUUUUUUUUUUUUUUUUUUUGCAAAUGGUUCACGCACAGUAUGGAGGCUGAGCUUGUCGUGUGUCCUUCUAAAGCACCUCAUGAAAGCAGCAGAACGUCUGCAGCAUGCCUUUUACAAGCCUUUUUAGUUGUGUGUUUGUUUUUGUUUUUUGUUUUGCUUUUUGCUUUUUGCAUCGGUAGCAGUCGCACGACGCCUACUUCGGCUGGUCCUAUCAAACGUGCGUACAGUAGAUAUGAUACGCGUGUGAUAUGCAGUGUAGCGCAUCCUCCUAAACAGAAAGAAAACAAAUUACAGCUUGCACUUUAUUCUGAUGCACUGGUUACAUACAGCUCUGGAAAAUAUAUAUAUAUAUAUAUAUAUAUAAGAGGCCACUUAAAAAUGAUGAGUUUCUUUGAUUUUACCAAAUUGAAAUUGAAAACCUUUGGAAUAUAAUAAAGAGGAAGAUGGAUGAUCACAAGCCAUCAAACCAAACUGAACUGCUUGAAUUUUUUGCAUUAGGAGUCGAGGAAUUAAAGCAUCCAAAAGCAGUGUGUAAGACUGGUGGAGAAGGAAAACAUGCCAAGAUGCAUGAAAACUGGAAAAAAAACAGGGUUAUUUCACCAAAUGUUGAUUUCUGAACUCUUAAAACUUUAUUUGCAUUAUUUGAGGUCUGAAAGCUGCUCUGCAUCUUUUUUGCAAUUUGAGCCAUUUCUCAUUUCCUGCAAAUAAAUGCUGUAAAUGACAAUAUUUUUAUUUGGAAUUUGGUAGAAAUGUUGGCAGUAGUUAUAGAAUAAGACAGCAAUGUUCAUUUUACUCAAAAAUAUACCUAUAAAUAGCAAAAUCAGAGAAACUGAUUCUGAAACUGAAGUGGUCUCUUAAUUUUUUCCAGAGCUCUAUAUACAAACACUGGUUGAUACAAAGCUCUGUAUUAGCCUGAUUGCUUUAAAUCACAGUUACCUAAUCAAAUGCCUUUGUGGCUUGUCUCUUUUUUUUUUUGUCUUUGUGUAUUGGCCUCAGGUUUGAAUCGAUGAAUUAGUCAUCAUGACUCAAAUAAUGUCGCUGUCCAAAGAAAAACACGCAUCUCAGUUUUACUGUUGAGUUUUACUUUUGACUACACAAGGGGUUCGUUACCAUUUUAACUGUGCAAGCCCCUUUUAGUGUUUAACUUAACCCCACAACCCCCCUCAAGUGUUUAUCACCAGUACCAUGCGGCUUUUUAGGGACCGUAGCAAACAUACUGAAUAUUAUUUGUAAUGUAUUUCUCUAAGUAAGUUUCUCAAAAUGUGAAAUAGAUAGAUGUACUAAGUAAACAAAAAGAUGAAAAAAGAUAUGUACAUGUAUUACAGUAGCAGUCAAAAGUGGGGACACACAUAUUUCAUAAUAUUUGUUCUUUAUUUGCAUUAUUUACUAUGUUGUAUUAAUUGUAUUGUAUUAAUAUUAAAACUACAAACACAUAGUUCAGCUUUCACAAACAAAUAGCAGUUAACAAGAGCUCAGAACCUCCAGGAGCUGACUAAGAGAAUCAGCCAAGAGUGGGAAAAGUUGGCACCAAAGCUAAAGGUGCUACUUUGAAGUAUAUAUAUAUAUAUAUAUAUAUAUAUAUAUAUAUAUAUAUAUAUAUAUAUAUAUAUAUAUAUAUAUAUAUAUAUAUAUGGGGUUAGCAUUUUUUUCUUAGUAAGAUUUUUUUAAAAUAAGCAAUUAAACACUUUCAGAAUGAGGAAAUAAGCUUAAAUCAAGCAAAAAAUCCUUAUUUUGUGCCUUAAAUUUGUACACUAGAAGCAGUAGAACUUGACUAGUAACUUUUUGUGCUUAUUUCAUGUUUACAUUACUUAAAAAAGGGUGAAAAUGUUAAGUGAGUCUAAAUAAGAUCAUAUUCCUGGAAGAAGUAAAACAAUCUUAAACUUAUGAUGCUUAGUGAGACAAAAAUUAGUGAUAAAAUGAUAAAAAUGCUAAAAAGUACUUACCUUUUUUGAAUAGCCCACCUACGUUCUCCCACAACUUUCAGUAAUUUUGCCCAGCACAAUUACAGUAAUUGUGCUUUUUGCCUAGCACAAUGGCCGUAUCGGGGCAUAUUAUUAGUUUUUAUCAUGUUUUACUACACCCAAAGUCAAUUUUACACUGGAGUUCUCCUAUAAAUGAGAAGGGGUGUGUCCAAACUUUUGACUAAAAGUGUAAAAUUCAACGUCGCUCUGUAUUGAUGGUAGACGUUUGAACACAGUAGUGUUGUGCCUCAAUCCAGGUUCAAUAUAGUGAAUUCAGUUGAGUAAAGGUAUUAUAAUCCCACUUUAUAAUAAGUGUCUCUAAUUACUGUGUAGUUACAUGUUAACAAUCAUGUAAUAACAUGGUAACUACUGGUGAUAUAUGCUUUGUUAUUUGUAGUUGUUUACUACAGUUACAGUUCAUAAUAUAUAAUUACACUUGAAAGCUGAAUAUUAUUUUUUAGUAUUUAAAAACAAUCACAGCCCUAAUUACAUGUCACAUAAAGCUGUUGGAGAAAUAUAUUUACGUUUAUACACAACUCAUUCUCUACACACUCACACUAUCAUGUGAAUAUUAACAUACACACACACAUACUAUGGCAUAUUAAACACAUGUUGAUGCUGGCAAUUAAUAAAAAUAACCUGUUAAACUGUAGUAAAUCUGUAACAAUGCAUACUCAACCUGUAGUUACACUGUUAUUACAUAUUAAUAAUUUAAUAAGUGUGAUCAAUAUAUUAUAAAGUGGCUAUAGCUUAUUUUGUUUAUCAUCAUUUGAACAGUAUAGUAUUUUCCCGUGAUUACCCAGGAACUAUGUCAGGACAUCCUUUGGUGUCUCAACAUCUAAAGUAAGAACCCUUCAAUUACUUUAUUUUAACACAGCAAUUCAAAUUUCAUCUGAAAUGGACCAAUAGAAAUGCUUCUACUAAAGUUUUUUUCCAAGUUUUUCUUUGGACAGCAACAAUAUGUAGUUUGUAUAGAAAGUGUUACUGUUUUUUUUUUAUUAUUAAAAUUCAUAUGUAACAUUAUCUCUCAAGGUUAUCACAUAUAACAUAUAAAGUUAUUUGAAGAUUAUUUAGAAAAAUAUAGAUUUGCAUUAUUCUAUAGUUCUGUGCAAAAGUCACAAAACAAGACACAAAACAAACAUGCCGGUUGCGGUCAUUAUCACACACUGCACUGUCCACUGUGGGUGGUAGUGCCUAUCCACAGUAUACAUGGAACUUCAGAAAUCAACCAUCUGGCACCUCCCAUAAUGAGCCAUGUUACCUUGCCAUGAGCACGCUGGCCAGUGUUCAACCUCUCUCACAAGAUAACACCUCACAACUUAUACAGGUAUGGGUUUUCUCAAGCCAUCAGUGUACAUGCUACUGUCCCAUGACUUGUUAGAGUAGCUUUACCCACUUUUGCACAUCACUAUAAAGAUUUAAAGAUUUAUUUGAUCAGAAUCAAAAGUUUAAUUUUCCUCCUCUUGAUUUGAGCACACUGUCCUAAUACCUUUUUUUUGGAAAGCUUUGUAGUGUAGCCUGAUCGUUGCCUAGCUCCUUGCUAUAUAAAUAAAAAGCUAUAAAAAGCUUUGCACUUUUGCCCUUUUCCACUUUUACAGGCCUGUGUGUUGAUCUCGCAGCUGUUUGGCCUUUUACUCUCCUUCUCGUCGUAGGUGAAUAUGGGUGAAAACUGUGAAUUUCUCCUUUAAAGGUUACGAGGAUAAAAGUCCUAGCACUGAUUUGAAGAUACAUUCCUUUUUCGCGCGAAGCUGAAUUGUUCGAAUGUCCACUUUCAGACAUUUUGUGUGCCUUUAUCCAAAGUAUUCGAAGUCAGUCAUGAGCGUACACACUCACACUCAUACUGGAGCAUUUGAAAGUAACUGUUUUUAUGUGUUUAUUGUGUAUUUUUUGUUCAUUUUACCUGUGUUUUUACAUACACUGUAGCUGUUCUUAUUGAUGGAAAGUGUAAAAUGAGUUUGGAGGAUGCUCCAAUUGCAAAAUUCCCAAAUGCAUGUCACAAUGGAUUCAUUGGUUGUUUAUUAAUAGGGGUGUAAUGGUACAUAUAUGUAUACAGGUCCAGAUAUGUGGUAUAGAGGUCCAGAUAUGUACAAAUAUCACAUGAAACCAAACAAAACCAAUCAUAUCUGUGUAUUUGAUGGUUAUUUUCUAGUAACACACCAGUAAAACAAAUCCUAUUUCCUUCAUUCCAUGCUCAGCUUUGCUCAAGACCAAUCUAGCUUUAUAUAAUUGGAGUCAGGGAUUAGGCUUAUUCUUGGAUUACACAGUUUAUUAAAUGGAGAUGUUCUAUUGAAAGGUAAAAAUUAAGGUGAAAUGGUAAAAUUAGCUAGCUAC